ACCCGUUGGCCCUGGGACGUCUUGUGGCCACAAGCGGGCGCCCCGGAGCACGGCCCAGCCCGCGCCCUCGGGCCACAUCCCUGCUUCCCCGCCCCGGGCCACAGUCGCCGCCUGCACUCGCCCGCCUCCUGUUUGCGAGAGCCCAUGCAGCUCCCCAGGUGCUUCACCAGCACAGCAGGAGGUAUGGCGGGCGUGGAGCAGCACGAGGGCACCAUCCAGGUGCAGGGCCAGAGCCUCUUCUUCCGAGAGGCUCACCCGGGCAGUGGGCAGGCCACCCGCUUCUCCGUGCUGCUGUUGCAUGGCAUACGCUUCUCCUCCGAGACCUGGCAGAACCUGGGCACGCUGCACAGGCUGGCCCAGGCUGGCUACCGGGCUGUGGCCAUUGACCUGCCAGGUCUGGGGCACUCCAAGGAAGCAACAGCCCCUGCCCCUAUUGGGGAGCUGGUCCCCAGCAGCUUUCUGGCAGCUGUGGUGGAUGCCUUGGAUAUGGGCCCCCCAGUCGUGAUCAGCCCAUCGUUGAGUGGCAUGUACUCCCUGCCCUUCCUCAUGGCCCCAGGCUCCCAGAUCCAGGGCUAUGUGCCAGUGGCCCCCAUCUGCACUGACAAAAUCAAUGCUGCCGACUAUGCCAGAGUGAAGACCUCGGUUCUUAUCGUAUAUGGAGACCAGGACCCCAUGGGUCAGACCAGCUUUGAGCACCUGAAGCAGCUGCCCAACCACCGGCUGUUGGUCAUGGAGGGGGCGGGGCACCCCUGUUACCUUGACAAACCCGAGGAGUGGCAUACAGGGCUGCUGGAUUUCCUGCAGGAGCUAGCAUGAGGCACAGCCCUGCUGAUGGGGGUGGGCCACUUGCCUGCCUUGGGCUCUCUCUCACUCAUUCUCUCUCCUUCCCUCCGUGGGCUCCUGCUCAUCCUGCACAUCCAACAGGUGUGUCUUUCUAUCUGAGUUCUUUUAGGGUCUGUCUUUUCCUCUUCUUUCUCUUGCAGUGACAGACUGAGGAGGUGAAAUCAAGAGAAAAAAAUUCAGGAGUCAAGGGACAUAAUCUGGUGGAGGGUAAUCCAUUAGAUGAGCUUCUCCUAUAGGCUUUCCUGCUCGGCUUGCAUUCCUUCCUCUGCUCUGCCCAGCCUCCCCCCACCUCCCACCUCCUUUGGCUGCCCUGCUGGGUACACACACUCCCUACCUUCACCUCUUAGGCCACAAAUACAUACAUGCCCACAUGCAUGCAUACACAUUACAGUCAUCUAUGUUCCCAAAUAUGAUCCUUCACUUGGGGGCAACCACACAGGUACAUGCAACUCUGGGCUGAUAUGCACACUCUCACAGCAGCUUUGCAUUGCAUGCACAGGCACACAGGCAUACUCUGUCCCCACACAAGCACUCGCACAGGCACAUGCUGCCCUCCCCAACCAUUCAGCACCCCAUGGCUGGGAAGGUGGGGACACCAUGAGGCCAGCCCUUGCAGGAGACCCUCUACCAGGCUUAGGGUGUGGCCAGCUCUGAACUUCACUCACCCACAGGUUGCAGCUGGCCCCCAGAUCAGAAAUGCCCACAAAAGGAAAGGGCCACCACUUCGACCCUCAGAUCUCCCAGCUUUUCCACUUUCUUCUGGGUGCUCCACAGCUCCCCAGGUUAUUAGGCCUGGGUCUUCUCAGCCAAGCUAGUUUCCUGCGCUGAGCUUUGGGGGGUGGGGAGACAGAGAUUGGAGGUCUGUGAAAUAAAGUGAUGCAAUUAGA
Messenger RNA from Balaenoptera acutorostrata (minke whale), 1730 nucleotides. It is a transcript of the gene ABHD14B, whose product is annotated as abhydrolase domain containing 14B. The coding region runs from base 145 to 816 and encodes 223 amino acids. The record is from RefSeq and is a predicted model, not a curated record. Lineage: Eukaryota; Metazoa; Chordata; Mammalia; Artiodactyla; Balaenopteridae. Gene Ontology annotation, cellular component: cytoplasm. The transcript has 4 exons.